This is a messenger RNA of Suillus clintonianus, 2277 nucleotides long. Its product is annotated as Metallo-dependent phosphatase-like protein. Lineage: Eukaryota; Fungi; Basidiomycota; Agaricomycetes; Boletales; Suillaceae. The record is from RefSeq and is a predicted model, not a curated record. The coding region runs from base 418 to 2103 and encodes 561 amino acids. Gene Ontology annotation, biological process: polyphosphate catabolic process. Gene Ontology annotation, cellular component: fungal-type vacuole. The transcript is spliced from 18 exons. Gene Ontology annotation, molecular function: endopolyphosphatase activity; exopolyphosphatase activity.
CGGCGACGACGAGUGCAUGAAUUUACAUAACUACAUACUCUACUGCCAGUGGAGAACUACGUAGUUGCGGAUCAUGACGGGCACCAAUUUGGCCGCAUCAACGGUUUCAUUUCUCACCGCUACUGGUACACACACGGAAUCCGAUGCGGCUCGCAGAAUCAACGCAGAAUCGACGUUUUUGUAUGCCGUAGUCUAUGGAGCACACCCAAAGAUGUGCAGCUCCGCCCGCGAAGGACGCUCCAAACAGCUUUAUGGCAUACGAUAUGAUAGGCCAGAGUGACGAACGUUCUUCCCAUUGAAUCCAUUCUGGGGUUUGGCAGUUGCCACCAAGUCGACUGUAGCUGUACACACUGCUCCCUAUUAAUAAUUGGUACUACAGCCCGAUGGACCAGCAUCUAACCACUUCCCCGAGAACCCAUGAGGACGCAAAGUCUGCUUUUUACCUUAGGACUAUGCUGCAUAGCGAGCACUGCGCCUACUCAGAUUGUACUGGAUCUGGAUACAUCACUCGAUGGACUUCAACCUUCUCCCAGGAAGCUUCACGGUCGUUUUCUGCACAUCACAGAUAUUCACCCCGAUCCGUUCUAUGAACCUGGCGCAUCCCAAUCCUCUGCAUGCCAUCGAGCCAACCUCAAGGGCAAUCGUCCGGCAGGCUACUAUGGAACACCAUACAGCUCAUGUGACUCCCCAUUCAGCCUUACGAAUGCCACACUUGACUUUUUGGACGAACAUUGGACCUCUGAAAUUGAUUUUGUAAUUUGGACAGGUGACAACGCAAGACACGACAACGAUGACGAAAUACCACGACCACUUGACGAAAUUUAUGACUUAAAUCGCGCCGUGGCUAGGAAGAUGGAGCAUGUAUUUGUGAGCAAAGGCAUCCCAGUCGUGCCAAGUUUGGGAAACAAUGACAUAUGGCCCCAUAAUAAAUUAUCUGCUGGACCUAAUAAUAUUUUUGAGGAGUUCUCUUCGAUAUGGAGCGCAUUUAUACCCCCGACAUCAUCAGCAUCAUUUCACCAAGGAGCAUACUUUUCAACGGAGGUCAUACCUGACGCAGUGGCUGCUUUCAGUCUUAAUACCUUGUACUUUUAUAAGAAGAAUCAUGCUGUAGGAGGAUGUGAUUAUGCCGAACCAAAGGACCCUGGAAAUAUCCAACUCGAUUGGCUUGAAGAACAAUUGGAAAUAUUCCGAUCUCGACAGAUGCAGGUGUGGAUUACAGGACAUGUGCCUCCAUCCGAAACGAAGUACUUCCCCGAAUGCUAUUACCGUUUGGUAGAGUUGAAUCUGCGAUUCCAAGAUACGAUUCUAGGCAAUUUGUAUGGGCACCUAAACGUUGACCACUUCUCUUUCUUGGGCGCUGAUGAUAUCGACAUGUCUACAGAGACCUCGUCAAGCAGCACACUCUUCGAGACGCUCAUCGCUGGUUUUUCGGAGAUACCGGAACCUCUCGUGGAUACUCACUACGACAACUAUGCAGUGGUGAACGUUAAUGGCGCCAUUGUACCAAAUCCUUACAUUCCAUCCUUCCGAAUUUUUACGUAUAACACCACGGGACUGUCAAGUUUCACCAGCGAUGUCGGUUCUGAUCCAUAUCUUCAAACGAUAAAAGCGACUCAGCGGCAACGCACCUUGAACCACGAGCAAGUUCGCACAUUCAAGAAGCCGAAGUGUGAACGCAAGGAGUGCCGUAGCACGUGGCGGUGCCAAUUUGAUAAACCCCGGCACUCAGAUAGCCAGUCACCAUCAAGACGCAACUCGUUAUGGUCGCCCCUAGGAUUCGCACAGUACUACAUGCCAAGACUGGCAGAGUUCGAUCAGACCCAUGAUCCAGAGUUCGAACUCGAGUACAUGACCUUUCCUCUUUCACGCUUACAUCCCGAUGAGGAAGCACAAGAUGUCACGGAUCACCAAUAUGUUAUUCCUCUGCGGCUUUUGCCAGAAGAACUUCGCCAACCUGGUGUUGUGGAGUCGGAGUACACGCCUUACGAAUUGGAUGACUUGACCAUCCCAUCUUGGUUGGAUUUUGCCACGAGGCUUACGAAGGACGAGGGGCUUCGAUUAAGGUUCAAGGAGUUUAUGUAUAUUGGCGGGGUGGAGGAAUGAUUGUUUGAAGUAUCUGGUCGGGAGAGGGACAAGCUCGUCAAGGUGCGGGCUUUGUGUUGUUUGAUUAGUUUUGGCUGCAGGACUGAAGCGCGUUAUAAUAUUGUUACGUACUAAUAGUACCUAGUUUAUGUAAAACGGCGCAAUUGUAUUUCUUGAACCACAAUGAUAUCAUGA